CGUUCACCGAGUGACAGGAAAUGAAUCUUUCACUAAAACGAUGGAGGAGAGGAUGCAUUAAAAAUAGAACUGGUCCUGAGCGAUCCGAUAGCACACCGUGCAGAGCAGAAUCACGGUGAUGACAACGACACAUUAAUCCAUAAGGCUUGAAUCUACCGGGAGAUGGAGCAAGAUGUAGAAAGUCCGGCCUUCGGGAGGCAGCCCAUGUGGACCAAACCAGCCCGUGAAGACCUCCCUAAACAACUGGUGGACAAAUCCGCUGCUAAGAAGAUCCAGAGGUAUGUGCGGAAGGACGGGAAGUGCAAUGUCCAUCAUGGAAAUAUCCGUGAGACAUACCGCUACCUGACAGACAUCUUCACCACUCUGGUGGACCUCAAGUGGGGGUUGAACCUCUUCAUCUUCGUCCUGGUCUACACAGUCACCUGGCUCUUCUUCGGGUUCAUGUGGUGGCUCAUCGCGUACCUCCGUGGGGAUUUGGAUCAUAUCUCAGAUGACCAGUGGACUCCAUGUGUCAAUAACCUCAAUGGGUUUGUCUCAGCGUUCCUGUUCUCCAUCGAGACGGAGACCACAAUCGGGUACGGAUACAGGGUCAUCACCGAUAAGUGCCCGGAGGGGAUCCUGCUGCUCCUCAUCCAGUCUGUGCUCGGCUCCAUCGUGAACGCCUUCAUGGUGGGCUGCAUGUUCGUCAAGAUAUCGCAGCCCAAGAAGCGUGCGGAGACCCUCGUGUUCUCCACCAAUGCUGUUAUCUCCAUGAGAGACGGUCGGCUGUGUCUCAUGUUCAGGGUCGGGGACCUCCGCAACUCACACAUCGUGGAGGCGUCCAUCAGGGCCAAGCUCAUCAAGUCCAAGCAGACCAAAGAGGGGGAGUUCAUCCCCCUGAACCAGACAGACCUCAACGUGGGCUACAACACAGGGGACGACAGGCUCUUCCUGGUGUCGCCACUGAUCAUAAGUCAUGAAAUCAAUCGGCAAAGCCCCUUCUGGGACAUCUCCCAGGCCAGCCUGGUGAGAGACGAGCUGGAGUUGGUCGUCAUUCUGGAGGGGAUGGUGGAGGCCACAGGUAUGACAUGCCAGGCACGAAGCUCAUAUGUAAGCAGCGAGAUCAAGUGGGGAUACCGCUUCACACCGGUUCUCACCCUGGAAGAUGGCUUCUAUGAAGUGGAUUACAACAGCUUCCACAACAUCUACGAGACCACCACCCCCAGCUGCAGCGCCAGAGAGCUGUCAGACAUGAGUGGCAGGAUGCGUCUCCCUCUCACCUGGUCACUGGCCAGCAAGCUGAGCCAGCAGGGCCUCCCUGACACCCAUCUGGAGUCAAAUGUGAAGAAACUGGCGGACCUGGACAGUAAGGAGGACACGAAGCAGCCGGAGCGCAACGGGGAGAUCGGAAGCAUAGAGAGUGAAUCAAAGGUCUGAGGAGCAGGCUGGGCCUGUAUGUGUGCAUGGAUGUGAUGGCUGAGCAAGGGUGGAUUCAAAGGUAUGAUUGAGAGUUCUGAUUGGUACUGAGGUCCUCCAGGUGCAAUGCGUUAACCAGGAAGCCCUGUGCUACCAGUAACACCCCAGGGUGACUGCAGUCUCAUCUUAUGUUGCAUGUCCAAACGAUGUAAACCUCUCCAUACAAAGUAAACCUGUUCACACGAUGUAAACCUGUUCGAUGACGAUAUUUUCUAUUCUAAAGUUCUAGGGAAUUAGCAUUUGUAUUUUUGUACGUACAAUUUUUGUUUCAACUGUAAAUAGUAGAGACAUUUGAUAUAAAUCAUAUAGAUUAAUAAAUAUUCUAAACGUUUUGUUGAUUUGAAGUGAAAUAAAGUAAACAUAGUGAGCAUGUGUCGUAACAGCAGCACAGUUCUGUGAAUAUAACGGUGAUAUGGUGAUUAGCAAAUGUGUUUUAUAUUAGUACAACUCUAAUGUAACUUACUAAAUGUUUUGAACAAUUCAGAAUCGAUUUUAAUCUGAUCUCAUCUUUGUGAGAAGUCUAACCAUUACAAUGCACCACAAUGGCAAUUGUUUGACACUUAAAAGCAUUAUAUAAUUUAUAAAACUGAAUGCCUUAAAUAAAUCUCCCAGUUUAACUAUUCUACGUGGAGAAAGAACAGACAGUGAAGAGUCAAAAGUACACAGAGAAUACAUCAUUGGAUCGUUUCUACCCACAGCUACAGCCCUGAGAGAGAGGUGAGAUGCUUUACCAUCAGGGCAGCUGUCGUUGAUUCCAUCUAACAACUGCAGCCAGGAAGUAAUGUUAGAAAGCCAGAUCAAACCGCCCAAGAAGAUUUGCAGUUAGGGAACAGCUAGCCUGAAAGAAGGCAAUGAAUAUUAUCACUAAUCUAGUAACUUGUAAUGCAAGCACUCUGCAAGCACACUAACUGAAAUGGACUCUCUCCGAAGCGCCCAUGCACGCAUAUUCAAAGAGGCCAAUUUUAACGAGUUUAGGGGACAACAAAUCCAACUGGUGCUCGGUCUGGAUGUGAAGAUCUGUCUUAAUGGUAACUAAUUUCACCUUAAAACAUGUAUUAUAGUGAUGUGUUGUCACAUUUAUUACGAAACAAGCCAUUCCCUCGGCAGUAUUGAAGCUGUAGAGACAGGCAGAUUUUUAACCUGGAGGUUAAAUUGAUGCGGAGUAAAACAACUUCUCUUUGCUGAAUCAGAUCCAGUGCAUUGGCACAGUCAACUUUAAACAGAUAUUCUCAUUGUGCAUUUAUCUCACUAAUAGCUGACGGAUGGCUAUGCACCUUAAAUGCAUGAUAUACCAGAUUACCAGUAUCUAAGGGGAUGACAGACGAUCAUCUAAGAUAAAUAAUCAUUGGUAAAGGCUAAGAAGAGGGUAUGAGAGUUAAGUGUAAAAGGAGAGAGCAUAAAGACAAGCUGCGGUACUUAUUUGGCCUUUUUGGUUACACAAGGAGCUUGUAUCAGUUUACAGGCCUUUUCAAAGAUAGAGAGCAUGUGCCUAAGUGUGCAUGUGUGUGUGUGUGUGUGUGUCUCAUUUUGAGCUAGGAAGAAAAUAAUGUUUCAUACCAAUCCCUGUCAAAUGUUCAUUCGGGAUCCUACGUAUGUAUACAUUAAUGAUUUUGAUGACAAUUAUAAUACAAAAAGUGUAUAUGUGGUGGUUGCUGGCACGCAAGAAGCAAAUGGUGAUCAUUUG
Molecule: messenger RNA, 3139 nt
Organism: Gadus chalcogrammus (walleye pollock)
Lineage: Eukaryota; Metazoa; Chordata; Actinopteri; Gadiformes; Gadidae
Gene: kcnj6
Product: potassium inwardly rectifying channel subfamily J member 6
Exons: 3
Coding region: 163-1416 (417 amino acids)
Biological process (GO): potassium ion import across plasma membrane; regulation of monoatomic ion transmembrane transport
Cellular component (GO): plasma membrane
Molecular function (GO): inward rectifier potassium channel activity
Source: RefSeq, a predicted model, not a curated record